ACACGCAGCCGAUAGGCACGCACACCACACCUCCCUAGUCCGUCCGCGGUCCGCGCUCUGCCGAUUCGGAUCCCCUUCCUCUCUUCCCCUUCCCCUUCCCCUUCCCCUCUCCACUUCUCCAACCCACCCGGCCGCGGCGAGCCAGCGACGGCUCAGCCUCAGCCCCUUGCCGCGACCCAAGCAAGCACUCCUUCGUAGUGGGUGGGGGGAAGCCAGAGCCAAAAUGGGGUACCUCUCCUGCCGCGCGGACUCGUCCGUGGCGACGUGCCGCUCCAUCACGGCCAUCUCGCCGCUCCCAAUCUCGCGCCGCUCGGGGUCGGGGUCAGGGGGCGGUUCCUCUUCCUCCAGACGGCCCGCGCUGCCGCCGGCGCCGGCGGCCAUCGAGCGCUUCGACUACGCGGAGCUGGAGGCGGCCACGUCCCACUUCGCGGACGCGGCGCUGCUGGGCAGGGGCAGCCACGGGGCCGUCUACAAGGCCGUGCUCCCCUCGGGCCGCGCCGUCGCCGUCAAGCGCCCUUCCCCGCGCCGCCCCGAGGUGGACAACGAGAUCCGCAUCCUCUCCUCCGUCCGCGGUCCGCGCCUCGUCAACCUCCUCGGCUUCUCUGACCCCGGCCCCAAUACCCCCGCCCCGGCGCGCCUUCUCGUCGUCGAGUACAUGCCCAACGGCACGCUCUACGACCUGCUCCACUCCAACCCGCGCCCGCCCGGGUGGCCGCGCCGCCUCCGCCUCGCGCUGCAGACCGCCAGGGCGCUGCGCGCGCUCCACGACGCCGACCCGCCCGUCAUCCACCGCGACGUCAAGUCCGCCAACGUCCUGCUCGACGCCAACCUCGACGCGCGCCUCGGCGACUUUGGCCUCGCCCUCCGCGUGCCCAAGCCCAAUGCCGCCGGCGCUGCUGCCGCCGCCACGACGCCCGCGCCCGCGGGCACGCUCGGCUACCUCGACCCGGCCUACGUCACGCCCGAGAGCCUCAGCACCAAGACGGACGUCUUCAGCUUCGGGAUCCUGCUGCUGGAGAUCAUCAGCGGUCGCAGGGCCAUCGACGUCCAGCACUCGCCGCCGUCCGUCGUCGAGUGGGCCGUCCCGCUCCUGCGGAAGGGCAAGGUGGCCUCGCUCUUCGACCCGCGUGUGGCGGCACCACGCGACCCGGCCACCCGCAAGGACCUCGCCGCCCUCGCCGCUAGCUGCGUGCGCUCUUGCAGGGAGCGGCGGCCCUCCAUGGCAGACAUCGUCCAGCGUCUCGUGGUUCUCAGCAAAGCAGUGUCGGCCAAGGUGUGGAACGGGCUCGCCGAUGGGCUCGCCGUGGUAGGGAACCCCUGCGCGGUUGUUGAUGUUCACAAGACCAUCUCGAAGCGAGCUGCUGCCAGCAACAGAGCUGAAUCGGAGAGGGAGUCGACCUCAGCAUUGGCGUUUGACGACGAUGAAAAGGAGGAAGCAGAUGCAGUGGCCUUGGAGGAGGAUCAGGUGCCAUUGGUUGGUGCCAAGAAGUCACCCCGACCACUGAAGAACGGUAUAGUCUUAUCUGAGGCAGGGGCUCGGGAGAGGAGAAAUCUCUUGGACCUGAUGGCUCGGAUCGAUGGUGUUGCCGGCCAAAGAUUCGGUAUUACCAGAGCAAGAACAGUGCGUGCUACUGGUGAGCUUAUUGAAAAGGAUGCAGUGUUGCUCCUAAGGAGGAACCAGACAGUAAGAGUUGUUGGAUCUGAGGCACUGCCAAAGUCUGAAAGGAUUUCUCGUUUUGAUGUGAAGAUCAAACACAAAGCGGGUGAAGAGGAGCAAGAGAAGGCAGGGAAAAUCCAAGAGAAAGCAGAGAAAAUCCAAGAUAAUGCAAGUGGGAUUCAAGAAUGUUCCAAGGAAACAUUAGGCAAAACAGGCAAAUUGUUAGAGGCAACGCAGCCAAACCCCGACAAAGAAGAGAAGAUUCAAGAAAAGGAAGAGCAAAACCUUGAAAAAGUGGAAAAUGUUCAAGAGAAUGAAGGCAGAAUCCCAUGCACGGUAGAGAAAAUCCAGGAAAGUCAAGGAGGAACCCGAGACAAAGUAGAAAAGUUCAUUUGAAGAGUGAGGGGAGUUCAUACAAUGCAAUGUUCUUGAGGUUGGCUUAAUCAACUAUCACCUGGCACCUUACCUCGACCUCAUGAGAUACAAUCUCAUUCCCCAGAUAUCAUCAUGGACAUGGUAAUUGGGAUUGUACCAGAAAUAUUCCCUGGUAUUGAUGAUUGGCUGAUGAUACAGCCUUGAAUUCAGAUCCAAGCGAUGUGAUCUGCCAUUUGGAAUGCCAGCAAUGACAACAACUCCCCAGCUAUUGAAUCUUGGUUCUUGGGUGAUAGCCAAUGCAAUGGCUUGCUUGUGAUCUCUCCUAGUGUAGCUCUGAGAUCAAAACAACAAAGAGCCGUGGAUCUUCAGAUUCAAUUUAAGCAACUGGUGAUCAUUUCACUGCUUCAAACUGAAUCAAGUGGAGCUUCAAAAUGACCACUAGUUGAAGUAGAUUGUUCGUUGUUGUAGUAUUCUUUUGUUGAUUAUUUUUCCUGCCUGCAUACAACAAGCACAAAUGUGGAGUUGUUUUGUAUAUGUGUAGGCAUGGUGGUAGCUGUAGUGGAUGUUAACUUGUUAAGGAAAAUUAUUUUUGCAUUUCCACCUUGGGAAGGUACAUAUAGUGGAGAUGUUCUCAAUUCUCAUGCAGUCACUAUGUACUCCCUCUGUCCAGAAAAGAAUGCAACUAUGUGUUGCCUGUCACCAAAAAUAGUUCAUGUUUGGCCAAA
This is a messenger RNA of Sorghum bicolor (sorghum), 2757 nucleotides long. RefSeq names its product serine/threonine-protein kinase-like protein At3g51990. Gene Ontology annotation, cellular component: plasma membrane. Gene Ontology annotation, biological process: protein phosphorylation. Gene Ontology annotation, molecular function: ATP binding; protein kinase activity. The transcript has a single exon. Lineage: Eukaryota; Viridiplantae; Streptophyta; Magnoliopsida; Poales; Poaceae. The record is from RefSeq and is a predicted model, not a curated record. Bases 224 to 2053 code for a protein of 609 amino acids.